UGACAAUUUUUUUUUUUUUUUUUCAGGAGGCAUUGUCGGUGGUGAGUGACGACCAGUCUUUGUUCGAGCCCCCUUACGCCGCUGCCCAGUUGCCCAAGCCAGACAUGACAGCCUCAGGAACCCAGGACUAUGUGCAACCCCACAAGAUCACCCCCUUACCCCCCCAGCAAGAAUGGAUACAUCAGCCGGCCCGAGUCAAUGUCAAGCGGGAGUACGAUCACAUGAACGGCUCCAGGGAAUCCCCCGUCGACUGCAGUCUCAACAAAUGCAGUAAACUGGUCGGAGGGACGGAUGCGGCCCAGAUGAGUUAUGGCAGUUACAUGGACGAGAAGAAUGGCCCCCCGCCUCCUAACAUGACCACAAACGAGAGGAGAGUCAUAGUUCCUGCAGAUCCCUCUUUGUGGUCCCAAGAUCACGUCAGACAGUGGCUGGAGUGGGCGAUCAAAGAGUACGGACUGAUGGAGAUUGACACAUCGCUGUUCCAGAGCACGGACGGCAAGGAGCUCUGUAAAAUGAACAAGGAGGACUUUCUGAGGAUGACGUCAGUGUACAACGCAGAGGUCCUGCUCUCGCAUCUCAAUUACCUCAGGGAAAGCAGCUCCUCGUUGUCUUAUAACGCCCCAUCUCACACCGAACAGUCCCCACGCCUGGCUGUCAAGGAAGAUCCCUCCUAUGAGUCAGUGAGGAGACCGCCGGGCUGGACUAACAACAUGCACAGUGUAAAAGGCUCUCCGGCAGUCGCACAGAACGUUUCCAAGAGCUCAGAGCAGCAGAGACCACAGCCAGAUCCCUACCAGAUUCUGGGUCCCACUAGCAGUCGAUUAGCAAAUCCAGGUAAGACAAGGAGCGGGCAGAUCCAGCUGUGGCAGUUCCUGCUGGAGCUCCUGUCGGACAGCUCCAACGCCGGCUGCAUCACCUGGGAGGGGACCAACGGGGAGUUCAAGAUGACGGACCCGGACGAGGUGGCGCGGCGCUGGGGGGAGCGCAAGAGCAAGCCCAACAUGAACUACGACAAGCUGAGCCGCGCCCUGCGCUACUACUACGACAAGAACAUCAUGACCAAGGUGCACGGCAAGCGCUACGCCUACAAGUUCGAUUUCCACGGCAUCGCCCAGGCCCUGCAGCCACACCCCACCGAGUCCUCCAUGUACAAGUACCCCUCGGACCUGGCCUAUAUGCCUUCGUAUCACGCUCACCAGCAGAAGGUGAACUUUGUCUCGCCCCACCCCUCCUCCAUGCCCGUCACCUCCUCCAGUUUCUUCGGCGCGGCCGCCCCCUACUGGAGCUCCCCGGCUGGAGGGAUCUACCCCAACCCCAAUGUGCCUCGACACCCCAACACCCACGUUCCGUCCCACCUCGGCAGCUAUUACUAGUGCCAUUUGGACCUGCACUCAAUCCUGGAUUCCUCUUCUGGAAAAUCUUUGAAAAAAUGAAUAAAAAAGAAAAAAAAACUGGAUUAAUCGUUCACUUAGAAACGGAAUACUACUUGUUCAUCUGUAGAGCGGUCGUUGUUGUUGUUUUAUGUUUUGUGUGUGUUUUUUUUGUGCUCUUCUGGACUGGAUCUUGGGCCAGUAGCAAUGAAUUCAGUAUUCCACAGACUGGUGAAGACGAUCGCUGGGCGCUCAAGAUAUGGACCUUUCGUCGAUUAUCCCAAGACAUGGACCCAACUGCAAAGGGUCUCAAGCAGGACCAAGUGCUGUAACUCCUUAGACAGUAAUAGCCAUCUUUAUGAACCUGUACCUUUCAAUGGAAAUGGCUAAGAUUUUUGAUAGUCUUAUAUACUUCUUUGCCUUGAAUUCUGGAGGGCAUCUCAGCGAAGUUUGGUUGGCAACUGGAAGACUAUAUGUUUGUUUUUUUUUUAAUACUGAGGUGUCAUCCAAACUGGAAUUUUCAAAACCAGCAAAGGAAGAGGCUAUGAAACACCCUCAUAAGAACAUACGAACCAUUGGUCUUCAAUGUUCUGAACCCAGAUCUUUACGACACACGUCCUGGGCUCCAUGAGGUAUCAUCUUCUAUUUAGCCUUCCAGGAUUGUAAAGCAACCUGUGUUCCGGAACCCAGUCUAGAACACAAGCCUUUGGAAGUCUGCAAUGACACUGACGGCAUUCUAGACCUUUCACUUCUGAAGAUCUACUCUCCAUCUGAUUCUCGACCUCCGCUCAUUCUUAAUCCUGAACACUCUCCAAGACGGAGUGAACUUGACUUUCUUAGGAAGAGGAUUCCUUAAAAGGACUACGAUGCCAAGUAUGGACAUCCAGCCAUGAACUGUUGAAGCUAAAUAAUUAACUAAGUGAAAUAAAAACAAAAAAAAACCAUGAGGCUGAAAAAGAAGUCUUGAGAUUCGCGAACGCUGUGCGUUCGUCAGACCUAUAUUUUUUUUUUUUUUUUUUUAGUUAAAACAUUGGUCAACCACGCGUUAAAGCAAUUUACUGUAUAAAUUAUGCAGAGUUAUUUUCAUAUGUUACACAGUAUUAAAAAAAUAAAUAAAUAAAUAACGAGUUGACCUCGGUCACAAAUGCAAUUUUUACAAUCAAAAAAUAAUAAUAAAUCAAUUUUUUUUUUUUUUUUUUUUUUUUAAACAAAUUUGUACAUCUUUUGGUUUUGUUUUUGUUAAUCUGUACAUUAGGGCUAUAGCUUUUACUGAAUUGUAAAGAAUGUUGAAGAUGCAGGAUGCAUUAUUAUCAGUAUUGUGCAGUGGAAACGAAUUAUUAUGUCUCACCCUUUAUACCAAAACCGUUAUGAACCAUAAUUCCGAAUUGACAAUCAUUUUUAAAGGUAGACUUUUUCUCCCACUCACUUGCUCUUCAAGGGCACCAUUCCCUAACUUAAAGCUUCCCAUUCCUCCUUAAAUUCCCUCUUGUGGCAUUCUAAAUAUGUAGCAUUACAUGAAUAACCUCCAUUUUAAGAUGGGGUUAUUUGCUACUUCUAUAUGCAAUGUACUUUCUGGAUAAUAAAUAUAUAUAAUUUUGCAAGUAAUCUUUUUUUUUGUCAUUGUUGUUCUUGCAAUGUAUGAAGUAUAAUGCCCAGCUGUUGUAAAAGGGCUUUGCUGUAAAGAAAAAAAAAAUGUGACAAAUAAAGAAAUGUUUUUUUUGUUUUCUUCUAAA
Molecule: messenger RNA, 3103 nt
Organism: Polyodon spathula (Mississippi paddlefish)
Lineage: Eukaryota; Metazoa; Chordata; Actinopteri; Acipenseriformes; Polyodontidae
Gene: fli1
Product: Fli-1 proto-oncogene, ETS transcription factor
Exons: 8
Coding region: 105-1373 (422 amino acids)
Biological process (GO): cell differentiation; regulation of transcription by RNA polymerase II
Cellular component (GO): nucleus
Molecular function (GO): DNA-binding transcription factor activity, RNA polymerase II-specific; sequence-specific DNA binding
Source: RefSeq, a predicted model, not a curated record